Molecule: messenger RNA, 930 nt
Organism: Heterostelium album PN500
Lineage: Eukaryota; Evosea; Eumycetozoa; Acytosteliales; Acytosteliaceae
Product: GTPase domain-containing protein
Exons: 2
Coding region: 1-930 (309 amino acids)
Molecular function (GO): GTP binding
Source: RefSeq, a predicted model, not a curated record
AUGAUCAGAAUAACAACAACAACCACAACAAUGAAAGAUUAUAAUCAUUUCUAUGAUAAAGAUAUGGAGUAUUUGAAAGUCUUUGGAAAUGGUGGUGCAGGAAAGAGUACAAUUUGCAAUACUUUAGUCAGAGAAGUGUAUUUCCCAAGUGGUGUUGCUGUUGGAUCUGGUUUAACAAGAGAGUUUAAAACGAAAACCUUUGGUAAUUUAACGGUUUCAGAUUCUCCAGGAUUAUUAGAUCCAAUUAUUAUGCAGUUGGCCAUCCAAGAGAUAGAAAAGUCAUUGAAAGCAAACCCUGUUUGUAAAAUAGUAUUUGUGAUCGCUUUGGAAGCUGGUAGAGUCAAAGAUCAAGAUAUCGAUUGUAUCAAUCAGAUCUUGAGAGCAAUCAUCAACAAUACACCUAUAUCAUAUGGUUUGAUCAUCAAUAAAGUGACACCACCAAUUGCCAAGUUGUUAAAAUCUACACCAACUACAUUGGAUGCCGCUCUUCACCGAUUGAUAAAGAAACCUUCACAUCAAUUGAUCUUAGAGAAAGAGGAAUCGAUUGAAGAUCAAGAUAAUAUGAUGAUGAAUACCGUCGUCAGAGCAGGUCUAUUAAACUUCAUCGGUAAACUACCAAAAAACGAUAUCAUAGCGAAAAACAUUCGUAUUGAAAGAGAGAGAGAAAGACAAGAGAGAGAAACAAAAGAAAGAGAAGAGAGACUAAGAAAAAUAAAAAUGGCACAAGAAGAGGCAGCACGUCAGAAGCGAAUAGCCGAAGAGAACAACCGAAGGAUACAACAAAUAGAAGUUCAACAAGUUAGAUUACACAAACAUCAACAGUGGCAAAGAACAAAAGAAGCUAAGCUAAGUCAAUUGUAUUUACAACAACAAAGAGAAAUGCAACAACAGAUCGACGCAGAACGACUUCGCUACAGCCAAUAUCGAUAA